Cantharellus anzutake is the source of this 1908-nucleotide messenger RNA. RefSeq lists its product as uncharacterized. The transcript is spliced from 5 exons. The record is from RefSeq and is a predicted model, not a curated record. Lineage: Eukaryota; Fungi; Basidiomycota; Agaricomycetes; Cantharellales; Hydnaceae. The coding region runs from base 437 to 1630 and encodes 397 amino acids.
AGCCACCAGUAAUAAACCCUUCAUGUCGGCAAAUCGUUCAUGGACUGCCAGAUCGAUGGGUCCGAAACAGUGAACUUCUGGCUCUUCGCUGCUCGGCCUGCACGCCUUCAUGCCUCUACGUAUAGUAUGAUGUUCCAACGGUGCAGGACCUCAUCAUCAAUUCCCAUCUCGAUGUUAACCUUUUAGGUGGAUUGGCAGACCCUGAUUCGUGGGACACUAAGCCCGAUCACGAAGUACAAACUCAAUAGAGUCAUCGCCGACGGAGUCUGCUGAUUUGGCUUCCUGUCUUCCACUCGCGUGGUCCGUACGCCCACAAGGGAACUGGUACAUAUAAAUCAGCGCUAGAUUCGCGGCGUAUCAUCUCGUCAGCUUCCCCUACUCCGUUCCAUCCCACUACUAGGAGAUUUUACGCUCCUCCCUUGACCACACUGAUAAAAUGAACAUUCCCACACCUUUCGCUCGACGAUUCCCCUUUGAUGUACUCUGUGGGAUCAUAUCUCAACUCGAGAGCGGCGAUAGAUUAGCUUUCAGCCUGGUCAAUCACAGUUGCAACCGCGAGGCCAGCAAGUACAUCUGGCGGACGGUGAACAUUGGCACCAAGUUGAAGAAUCAUUCUAUUCGUGGCCUAGCUGCUGCUGCGGAUGUGAUUCUUAGCGAUCGUCCCAGGGCACACUUCGUUCGUGAGCUCAAUAUCCAUCAUUUAGAAAAUUUAAUUUCGCUUUCAAACGGACCAAAUGAUCGAACCGCCUCUAUCGAAAAAUUUAUCCGAGCACUUCAUUUUACUCCCAACCUUACCCGUCUCAGUUUCACUGGAUGGAGCUUUGGACGUCAGUUCGCCUGUUCACUGGCCUUGGCCCUCUCUGCGGAAAUAUUUCCCUUCCAACUGGAACAUUUCUCUACGAACAUCUCAGUGUGUGACGGUUUGGAAGGCUUCCUGGUCAAGCAGUGGAGUAUUCGUUCGUUUCAUCAAAUAUACGACCCUCAAACGAACGCGCGACCUCCUUGCAUUCCGGGCGGUAUCUUGCCAAACCUGGAAUCCGUUUGUGACAGUAGGGUUUCCGCUAUCAUCGAUGUCGUCAAAGGGCGUCAAGUCCAAAGCAUUUCUACGUCCACCAGGAGGGAAGAAGACGUUGAUAGUCUUCUUCGUGGGCUGACUUCUUCUACGAGUCGCUCAUCCCUCAAGACUCUCCGUCUAAGUGCGGAUGAGAUCGACGUGAUAACUGAUCUUCUCUUCCGGAUCCCUUCCGAUCUUCCUAACCUUGAAUGUAUUGGUUUCGAUUUCCAGAACGCUUCCAUAUCCUCGACGGACUGGGAUCCCUUCAUGUUCGAUUCCAUUUUCGAGUUCGAAAGGCUCCGAGAGUUUCGGUGGUCUGGCGAUUCGAUCCCAGAGGCUCUUUGGAAUCCUGUCAAUUGCUCUAAUGCGGCACUGAGACGAGUGGAGCUGGUGUUGAUGGGAAGCGGUGGGGAGAGCGUGGUUCACGUGCUUACACGGUCGGAUGAGAAUUCACGAUGGAGAUUGAGAGAGUCGAAAGCAACGGGAGUACAAGGAUCACCGAGAAACCAUUCUUGUGCGUUGCUGUGGAGCUGCGCAACGAAGAGACUCACCAACACUUCAACCCCUUCCCUAUAGGAUAUCAAUAGAUUUCCCUUCAGCGUUGGGCGAAGGUGCAUAUGUUUCUUGUUUAUUACGAUAAGGACACUUCCGUCAUUUUUGAGUCACGGACGAUUCUGCAGUUUCGCUCCCCAACUUCGUUUCUCCCUCAUGGAGCGUUUGUUGACCCAUUUCCUACUCUCGUACCUGUACACCCGAUAUAACCAGUGGAGGCCAGCUGGACCGCCAGUCUUUUUCGCUUUCAUACCAUUUUUCAUUUGGGUGAAUGUGUAUAGUGCAUCGAACAAUUCUGAUUU